Dermatophagoides pteronyssinus (European house dust mite) is the source of this 2997-nucleotide messenger RNA. RefSeq lists its product as uncharacterized. NCBI's taxonomy places the organism in Eukaryota, Metazoa, Arthropoda, Arachnida, Sarcoptiformes, Pyroglyphidae. The record is from RefSeq and is a predicted model, not a curated record.
UUCAUCAAAAUCAAGCAGUUACUACUAAAUAAUAUCGACAAAUUUGUCAACAACAAAGAAGUGAAGCGAUUCACAAGAAAAAUAUAUAGUCAAAGAGAGCAGAACGAAAUAUUCAAAAUGAUCAAUAUCAUAAUCGAAAAGGAGAAGAUCUUAGAUAAAAUGGCUACACUGGAACAAAUGAACGAUCUGUAUUAUGCAUGUCAGAUGACAUAUGAGGAGAUGACCAAAGUGAAUAAGGUGCAAAACAAUUGGGAAACGAACAUCAAAAACAAAGUGCAGAAGCUGGAAGACAAGAUGAAAGCAAUUGAUAAUUUCCUAACAACUAAGGAAGUAUCCGCCAAAGUGAAACGAAUUCUUCAAAAUAGAGGAUGUCAUUCUAAUAAUACAGGACGGGUGAAAAUAAUCAGAGAUGAAAUCAGUGAAAAAAUCGCAUCUCAUAAAAGAAGAUUGGACGUAAACAAUAAUCGAAUAAAAUUUCAUAUUGACAACGAACGAUUCGAAUUCAAUAGAAAAAGAUUUUAUAGAGGGAUUGAUGAGCAACAACGAAAAGUUAGUGAAAACGUCAACCAAACAGAAGUGCUUGAGUUUUGGCAACAAAUGUGGUCUAAGUCCGAUCAGGAUGAAAAUGAAUUUGACGAUAUCGUGGGAACACUGGACCCUGUACAAUUACAGGUUGAAGUCGAUGACGAUAGGCAAAGAGAGAUAAUCAUGGCAACGAUCAAGUACCUGGCUAAUUGGAAAACGCCAGGACAUGACAUGGUGUAUAAUUUCUUCAUCAAAAAGAUCGAUUCAACUCAUCAAAAGUUAAGUGACUUAAUUAUAGAUGCAAUUAAAAAUCCGGAAAAAAUCCAUCAAACCUUCUAUGAAGGCACCACAUAUCUUAUUCCGAAAAAGAAGGAAUCAGCUAAGCCUGAGGAAUUUAGACCAAUAACGUGUCUCCCAAAUAUGUACAAGUUAAUCAGCAAAAUUGUGACUAAGAUCAUCACCGACAUCCUGGAUACCAACCAGGUGAUUUCGCCAAAUCAAUUGGGCACCAAAAGAGGAACGCAGGGUGCCAAAGAACAGGCUCUCAUCAAUAAAACAAUCAAUAGCUCCAACAAUUAUCAAUUGUUCACGUCAUGGAUCGAUGUAAAGAAGGCUUACGAUUCGGUAUCUCAUGUAUAUCUGAUCGAGUGCUUACAACAACUAAAUCUGCCAACAAAUCUGGUCAAUUUUGUCCAGAGAAUGCUAUGUAAUCAAAGAACUAAACUUAUCGUUAAUGGGAAUUCGAUUGGAAGUGCCGCUAUUGACAAGGGCAUACUACAAGGUGACUCCUUAUCACCAAAAUUAUUCGUGCUGGCUUUGGAGCCAUUGUCAAGAAUUUUGAAUAGGAAAUGUGAAAAAAUAAGUGUGAGAGAUACCGAAUUGAAACGAAAUCACAUAUUGUUUAUAGAUGACAUCAAAUUAUUUGCAAAAAAUCGUGAUGCGUUGAAUGAAAUAUGUAAGGAAACACGUGAAUGGCUAAACCAGAUUGGAUUGAAAACGAAUGAAGAAAAAUCAGCGUCAAAUACCAUCGACGAGUUUACCUUUGGUCAAAUCCCUGAUGAGAUGAAGGGAUAUAAAUACUUGGGCGUGUGGGAAGACAAGAACAGUUUUAUUAAGAGUGAGAACAAAAUUAUGAUCAGAAACAAAAUUAUGGAUAGAGUGAUUAAAUUGGCUGAUACGAAAUUAAGUGCUAGAAAUUUGUUCAAGGCAAUUAAUGAGUUCGCCAUAUCUACGAUAAAUUACUAUAUUGGAAUAAUCGAAUUCGAACCGGAAGAAAUCAAAAAUAUCGAUAGCGAUAUUCGUAAGAUCUUGGUAGAUAAAAAAAUAUCGCGAAAGGCGGCAAAUGUCGAUAGAUUAUAUCUGCCACGUAAACAAUUGGGUAGAGGACUAUUCAACAUUGAAGAAAGAUCAGAGACGAUGUUGGUAAGUCUCCACGAAUAUUUGUCCACGAGAAGUGAUCUGACACCAGUUUUGGAUUCUGAGAAGGAGAACGUAACACAUCUAGCAACGAUAAAUCAGUAUAUCCAACAAAAAUAUUGCUUAGAACCAAAUGCACAAAUUUCGACAGUAGAUCUCAUCAAGCUGCAGAGUGAGAAAAGAAUAAACAAAAUCAAAGAAAAAACUUUGCACGGAGUCCUGUUUGAAAAUGAGGAAGAAGUGAUUGAUAUUGCUGGUUCUACUAUUUGGCUGACGAAAGGGAUGAUAUCCCCACAAGAAGAGGGUAUGCUCACAAAAGUUCAGGAUAGGAAUUUGUUCUUUGCCAAUCAACAGUGUAAUCAUUGUGGUAAGGCUAAGAAAUCGGUGGAUCAUCUGGCAACGAAAUGCGGACGAAUCCUUGAUACUGAUUAUAAACGACGUCAUAAUGAAAUAGUUAGAUGUCUUCAUUUUAUGUUCACUAAACGAUAUGGUCUGAGUCGUCGAAAUAAAUUAAAGAACUACAAAGUGGAAAAUGUUUUGUCUAAUGAAAGGGUAUUAAUCAAAUCUGAUUUACCAAUUCAAACUCAAUUACGGAUCGAGAACAACAAACCAGAUCUAAUGGUGUUCGAUAAGAAGAAGAAAGAGAUAAUCCUGGUAGAAGUUGGGGUAACCAACAAAGAUAGGCUGAAAACGACUGAAACGACAAAAGCCAGAAAAUAUGAAAUAUUGGCUAACGAACUGGCGAUUAUGUAUGGCGCUAAAGUGGUUCAAAUUCCUGUGGUUCUGACCUGGGACGGAUUAGUCACCCGUUACUUCAAGAAGUACAUGGAAAUGUUACAGGUGGAUCAAAGAACACAGGCAUAUAUCCAAUACAAGACGAUUAAAAAGACCGCUGAAAGUAUCUUGAUUGAUUUGAGGGGUGGACUUGAAGAAGUGGUUCAUGAUGAUGAGAUGGAGAAGUUACUUGAGUUGUUGGAGCGAGAAUAACGAAGAACAGAGGAGCUGGUUUGAGUAACUAUUGAAAUGAAAUGAAAAAUUUUUUGUCGUUGUUUUUGA